Messenger RNA from Oncorhynchus tshawytscha (Chinook salmon), 4870 nucleotides. It is a transcript of the gene cdc42ep4b, whose product is annotated as CDC42 effector protein (Rho GTPase binding) 4b. The coding region runs from base 370 to 1392 and encodes 340 amino acids. The record is from RefSeq and is a predicted model, not a curated record. The transcript has 2 exons. Lineage: Eukaryota; Metazoa; Chordata; Actinopteri; Salmoniformes; Salmonidae.
GGUGGUGCUCAGAGAAAGGAGUGGGAAGGACUGUUUUGUGCGCCACUGCACUACAAACUUGACGGACGUACAUGAGGACAGCGCACCGAUAACUUAUCUUAUUGCUGGGCUGGUGGGAAAUUCAUAACACUUUGGAGGUUGAUUUGUGGAUUAUCUGCACCAGACCUCAACAUAGCUGUUUGCCAGACCACAAUGGCUGUGUACUCCAGACACCUGGAUUUCUCCUUGCCUUGACAAUACAGUUUACAAUUAACCGUGAGAAAGACUCAAACAUCUCAUAAUACUUAGCGUCAACCAGGAGUUUCUUUGUUAAACUGUUUCUGUUCCUGUUGAGUAUUAUAUCACUGAGUGACUUCAUCAGACAUCACCAUGCCUAUCCUCAAGCAGCUAACCUCGAACCAGUCCAAGCGUCGCUCCCGAGUCGACCUGACUGCAGAGAUGAUCAGCGCCCCUCUCGGGGACUUCAGACACACCAUGCAUGUGGGUCGUGGCGGAGAUGCCUUUGGGGACACCUCAUUCCUCAGUACCCGGUCUGGGGAGCCCCCUAAAGAACCAGCUCCAGAGGUGCAGCAGAGCUCCCCUGGACCUGUCCCCAAACCAGGCCUGCUGUCCCGAACCUUCAGGAGCAGUAAGCGCUCCCAGUCGGUGAACCGUGGCGAGAACGCGUUGGCUCCCCCUGGUGGCUCGCCAAACUUUGUAAAAAAUGCCAUCUCCCUGCCCUACCUCAACGACGAGGACGUGGGCAGGAUGGGCAGUAGUCCCCCGAUGCCCAAGAGCGUCUCCUCCAGCCCUCUGAAGAAGCUGCCCGAGGUCGAAGGAAUCAGAAAACCGGUCAACGGUGCCGCGGCCAUGGACCUGGAGUUCGAUGAGCGGAACUUCGGCGAACUGACUGACCUGCCACCGUCCCAUCUUCGAGGUGGUGGGAUGAAGCAUGCGGAAUCCAUCAUGUCGUUCCACAUCGACCUGGGUCCCUCUAUGCUGGGGGACAUCCUCAGCGUCAUGGAGAAGAAAGGCUGGGAGGAGGACGACCUGGGAUACGAGGAGGGGAAGGGCAGCGAGGGCCGUGGGUCACCCCCCCUCAGUCCUCCCACCACGGAGGACAAUCUUGAGGACCAGGUGGAUCUACAGCCGCCAGUCAGGCCCCCACGCAGCACCUAUCCCCAGCAGAAAAUCAUGGCAGACCCCCCCUACUCUCCUCCCAGGAACUACCACAGCCACCUGGACAGCUGCUCUUUUUCCUCUUCUGGCUCCGCCGCUCUUGAGGAGAAACCACUCCACCACCUGCAGGAGGGGGACACGGACAGCGCCAAGUACAGCUCUCCAGGUGUUGGGGGGGAGGAUGACAAAGACUUCUCCUUUAUGGAUGAGGACGAAGAUGAAAUCAGGGUGUGAAACAGAACAGGACUGUAACACCACCAACACAGAACGUGAUUUAUAAAGACACCAGAACAUGGUUUGCGAGGACACGGAUGGAGACUAGUAUUCUUCAUGAGUUUUCAAGCUAGUACAAGCCUGGGAGGGAAGGGUUGGUGCACCUACAUUUUUACAUAUGGAUCUAUCCAGAGAAUCUCUAUGUGCACACCUUAUUCUGCUUUACUUCCUGUAUUAGGAUUCAAUCACUCACCAUAUGUUACUGAGCCUUAUUCACUCCUGUGUGUGUGUGUGUUCUACAGUUCAUAGAAACAAAAUGCCUGUCCUAUGAGUCCUUUUACUCUAGCCAUUACGAAAUUCCACACACACACACACCGGUUAUUGGUUUGAGGGUUUCCUUUUGUAGAAAUACGAUCUGUCAUUAUGAUGAUCUAAUCCCACAGUUCCAAUAUGUCAUCAGUGUGUUUAUGCUUUAAGGGGGCACAUCUCAAGGAUCUCAACCCUCAUAUCCACUUAUAUCCAACAUGAACAUAUCCCACCCACGCCCCCAUUGUCUUUUCAUCCAGAGGAUUUCCCUUCCCUAACAUUCCUUAUAGCGCAUUAAUAAGGAAGGGAAAGCCAACCACCAACCAGCGGGGUCACUGAUCGUCACACUGAUCGUCACAUUCUUUAACAGCGGAAGUAUGGAGGUUGACCGAGGUCACUUUUGAUCAAACGGCAGUCCUCCUCGAGGGAGGUGUGACGCGUUAGGUGGAGGCCGGGUCAUACGAUGUAAUGGGAUGAAUGGUAUGUUUCUCACACAGCUUUGGAGGGGGGAAAUAAACUGAAGAACAGAAAAGUAUCCCAGGGUUUAGCUAGCGUAGCUGCAUAGCCUUGGGGCCUUGAAUUAAUUGAGUGUAGUGAGAUGCAGUUAAAAUAUUGGUUUGUUAAUGUUAUUUUUUUCUUAUUUUUUCCCCUACGUUUAUACAUUGUAUGCACAUACAUAAUUGAUAAGUUGGUCUUCUAGCAGGUUCUAAAUCAAUGUCACAACUUGGUGGAUCAUUAUUCUAACCAUUAGUCAGCUUUAGUGUCAACUGUUCACUUACAAUGGACCAGUUUUCUAAACAUGCUCUAUACAUACCCAGCACUCUGAUGUCAUAAAUGAGGCAAAAGUUUAAUUUGUUAGAAACUACUUAUUGGAUGUGCCCUGUUUUUUAAGUCACCAUCAUUUUGAUUUAUAGGGAGCUUUGUUAAAGUUAGGCAUGGAUGAACUAAAGAUCUCCAAAAUCCUCCCUAAGGUACUAUCCAACCCAGUGAGCCAAUUUAGGCCUUAGCUUUAGAGUUGUUUUGUUAGGCCAUGAGUCCAUGACACUUUGUUAGCUCAGAUCAAUGGACAUAGAAACAUAGAAACACACACAACACUGAUCUCAGUCAUAUAUCCCCUGCUAGCACUGCCAAGGUAUAGCAAGAUGGCUCACUCCCUAAAACACUAUUGUACAUAAAGAAUCACUUUUAUUUUAUUUUCAUGUACAUUUUUUUCUAUUUUUUUUGUUUUGCUUGACUUAUUAUUAAGGACAAAUGUACAUUUUGCUAAAAAAAUGUGCCCUUUUUUGUUGCCGCUAUCGUGUCCACUAGCACUUUUUAUUGUACAUAUGUUUUAGAAACUGAUUUUUAAAAGACAAUUUACAGGAGCAGAGAACGUGGUUGUGAACGAGUGGUGACCGUACAGUAGUAGACUGUCAUGUCUACAGAUGUAGGAUCUUAAUUUGAGCCAGUUUGCUACAAAUAAUCCUGCAGCAACAGGAAAUGGGAAUUACAUUAGGAAAUGUGGAUUAUAAUUCAUCUACAUUUUUGUAGGGGUUGAUACAUUUUUAAUAAGGGAAAAUCAAGUCUGACAUUUCAAAGUGGAAAUUAAACUUCAAAGCCUUUUUAAACCUUGAAUACACUACAACUUUUACAUUUCCUGUAUCACAGGAAAGUUCUACAACAGGGUGAUCUAAUUAAGAUACUAUAUCUGUAUGUGGUCAUCUCUUGCCCCACACACACCACAGGCUUGUAGGAUCAGCAGGUUAGGAGCAAGAGGAGAGACGUCUGAAUGGAGGAGGAUAUAAGUAAUAAGAGAACACUAGUGAUAAGUGACUGUUACCCACCUCUCUCCAUUGCGUCAUGCAGGCCUGGGCUACCGUAGGAGAAGAUUCAAUCAACACCAUCUGGCUUCACUCCACCCUCUCAUUCAUAAACAUAUUUGGCUGAUUGGUCGGUAACUGACCCAACGACUCAUCCAUUCAUGAGUCACAUGUCUGGGAAUUGUGACAGGUCAGGUACACCUGUUUAGUUUCUCCUACAGUUGUGCAUCCCAAAUGGCACCCUAUUCCCUAUAUAGAGCACUACUUUUGACCAAGGCCCAUAUAGCAAAUAGGGUUCCUUUUGAGAUGCAUGCAGUGUGACUAGGUCCCCCCCCUCACUCACAUUCAUUCAUUUGGUCAGAUUAUGAUCUCAUCUGUUAUGGUAAAGCAGGAAGUACCUGCUCAAUCCUUCCUGGAUCCCUGAGUAAUCUAUUGCCUUUAUGCCUGUGAAAGGAAAUUAUAUUUGUGACACUGGGGGAGCACUGUUCUUGUUUCCUGUUAUGGCGUUGGUUGGGUGAGGGAGGGAGGGGAGGGGGGGGCACACAUUAUCCUAUGGUGUUGAAGUGAGGGUAGGGACAAUUCCAGGAUGCGACAUCACUCAGCCAUGUGUUCAUGCUAUGUAUGACAGUUCCAUGUGUACAUGUCUGUAUUAAAGAGAUCAGUCGAGUUCAUUGAUUAAAAUGACCAGAUGUAAAUGUGCCAAUUAUGUAAUAGUCAACCUUUUGACAUUUUGAUUUUUGAAUGACACAUUUACAGGCUACAGCAGUAUAGGCUACAUAGGCUAUAUAGGCUACUUACGAUAAUUCUCAGGCCUCUCGCACUGUUCAUUUGUAAAUGGGUCAAAUUUGGGAUUGCUUUGUUAUUUGAAACUCUGUUGCUUGUUCCAUUUGUUGUAGAAUUUGUCCAUAGAAAGUGGGUUGAGCUGCUGUAAUCUCUUAUCUGUUCUUACCCAAUAUGGGGAUAUUUUCAUCUGUCAAAACACUCCUUCCUUUUCACCACCAUGUUAUUUGCUGCUGAUGAGAAGUAGUUAAAUACUAAUUGUAUCAUCUAUGAAAAAUGGUGACUAUUGCUAUGUUUCGUUAUAGGCAUUAUGGCAUAGUGACGCUAAUGUAAGAGCCAUCAGAAGGUAAAGUGGCUUUCAACUGCAAGCGGAUUUCAGUGUCCUGGCCUGAUGCCUGAGGUAAAAAGGGGAAAGGAUUGUUCUUUUUCAGUCUCAGCUGUAGAAUGUUACAUUUUAUUUUCCUUCUGUGGCUACAGUUUUUAUGCCAAGUAUGUGCUAUUUUUCUUCUUUCUCUCGUUCUACUGUAUAUUAAUAUAUAUUUACCUCCCUCACUCUUCCUCUUCUGAAAUAACAGCUAUAUUUUUCAAUAAAAAGAGAAAGCUGGUAAUCUUUA